This is a messenger RNA of Mesorhabditis spiculigera, 906 nucleotides long. The record is from the annotation of a GenBank genome assembly. Lineage: Eukaryota; Metazoa; Nematoda; Chromadorea; Rhabditida; Rhabditidae.
AUGUUGGUUGGCCUAACACUUGCGGUAUUUUUUGCGCGUAUCUACGCGGAGGACUGCGAGGAAGGAUGGACGCCGUACAAAGUGAUGAACAGUUGCUAUAAGAUGAUAAACGGACAGGCGUUCUGGCAUGCCGAAGCGGAGUGCGCGGAGCAGGGAGCCCAUUUGACGUCGGUUUUGAAUGACGAGGAGAAUCAGUUCAUUGAAAAUAUGAUUUCGAAGAAGAUUCCCGGCAAUGAUGCCUGGGUUGGCGCCAUGGUGAUGACGCGCAACGUCACAGGACUCCAUUGGAUGGACGGCUCACCGGUCAACCAAAAAGUUGGUAACUGGACCGGAUCUCUCAGCCCACACAAGAACGACUUUUGCACCCUCAAAAACGGCAACGGCAAAUUCGAGCAGAAGACUUGCUUUGAAUUGAACAAAGGGAUCUGCAAGCGGCCGAUGGGUCAAGCUGCGGUGGCGCUUGAGAAGCCGCUUUGUGAUGAGGGGUGGACAGGGUCGAAGUGGACGGGCAGUUGCUAUAAGGUAACCCCAAAAUCAAAAAGUGGCGCCGGCCAAGAGACCUGCUUUGAAUGGGGAGCCAAGCCGGCUUCCGCUUUGACCUACCUUGAACAUGAAGAUAUUCUCGCAAUCGCCGCGGCAGCCGGUAGCAACCAUACUUUCCUUGGCGCCAAACGCGAAAGCGAUGGAAAUUACCAAUGGAUCGACGGCUCGAAAUGGGACUACGCCUUCUGGUCGCCGUAUGGACCAGGGACGACUAGGGACAGUCAAGGGACGACGCGAAAUUGUCUUGGGGCGUGGAAUUCGGUGAGUCCGUAUACGUCUGGCCCCCAUCGUUGGUAUCCCUUGUCAUGUGACGACGAGCUAAACACGAUGUGCAAAAAGCCCGGAAACAAGAAGCCGGCCGCU